Messenger RNA from Macrobrachium nipponense, 4440 nucleotides. RefSeq lists its product as uncharacterized. The record is from RefSeq and is a predicted model, not a curated record. Gene Ontology annotation, cellular component: plasma membrane. Gene Ontology annotation, molecular function: mechanosensitive monoatomic ion channel activity. NCBI's taxonomy places the organism in Eukaryota, Metazoa, Arthropoda, Malacostraca, Decapoda, Palaemonidae. The transcript has 29 exons.
CUGACUGAACUUUCAACGUGAGAAAACUUUUGCCUGGGUUCAGUCGGGAAAGUUUGGACUCAAUGUCUCCAGUGAAGUCUUGAAUGGACAAAGCACCCACCUGUAUUUUGCGUCACUGGAGCGUCUAGGUUGUGAUGUGAAACCAUGGUGGUGGUGUUGUAAGAUUUUUAGUAAUCACAUUUGAGGGUGAUUAUAUUGGUAGCAGGUCUUGUAACAUCUGUGGGAUUCUUAGUUUGUUGGAAUGGAUUCACAUACAUAUCCUGUGGAAGUAGAGGAAAUUCCGCUAGAGGGAAUUGGACAAGAACAGGACAAUUCCUCUAGCGAGGAUGAACACAGGCAAGUUAACUUACGGAGGGCUUGCACAGAUGUCCACAUGUCACCAAGAAAUACAGAUGUUGCAGCUAAAUGUCAUUCCUAUAGUGGGAGAGAGCAUCGUCUGAAAAACACCCUGCCAUCACGUUCUGGAGGCAAGUACUUUGAUUUUUUGGGAAGUCACCUCCAACAUUAUGGGGCCGAUCAACGCCCUUCAGCAUGGUUCAACACAGUCAUUGCUCGUCGUAGGAAAGGGGUUGCUCCUCAGACAGAGGAAGAGGCUGUUGAUGAAAUAACUGAAGCAAUGGGUGGAGAUGAGAAACUUAUGUCAGAUGAUAUAGACGGAAAAAUGAUGCGCAGGGAAGCUUUAAGAGAAUUAUGCAAACCUCUGAAAGUUAAAAAAGAAAUUAGACGACGGCUUACAGCUCGCCAGACAUCUUCUAGAACUGCUGCUCGCACGAUAUCUGGGUGGAAGGCAUAUAAAUAUACAGUGAGCAUGCACUGGUAUAAGAUGAUUCAGUCAGUCCAAGAUACAUUCCAUGACUACAGUCUGUGGCAUAAAGAUCUAAAAGAAAUAGAAGGGACUUUUGGAACUGGCGUUGGAUCUUACUUUAGGUUCCUACGUUAUCUUUUCAUCCUGAAUCUUGUUAUUUCGCUUCUUGUAUGUGGGUUUCUUUUGACACCACAGUUGCUGGUCCACUUUAGUAAUGAAACCUUGGAACCGACAGAUAAUACCACAGCUACACCUUCUUUAGGUGAUGGUAUUGUGGUAACAGGAGACUUUCUGAUUGUAAAAGAGAGCAUGGCAGCCAUCAGAGAGCCCUUACAGUCACAAGGGGAGGAAUCACUUGAUGAAGAGAGACCUGGUUCACUGAAACAAGCUUCCACAAAUGAAACAAAAUUUGGUCCCAUUGAUUGGUUGACAGGUUCUGGUUGGUUUAAGGACACAGAGCUCUACUAUGGGUCAUAUCUGAGUGGCAACUUCUCACUUGUGUCUGACCAGUCCUAUAAUGUUGCUGAGGCAUAUUUUUUUAUUGUCUCACUGUCUUUCAUCUUGUACUUAGUAAUGAUUUUACACAGGGUUAUAGUUUUAUAUAAGAACAACUACAUUGACACUGUUCAUGAUAUGGCCUCAACGUUUAUCAAGAAAGUCUUUUCGUCGUGGGAUUUCACCAUCACCGAGAAGAAGGCUGCUUCCAUCAAACAUCGCAGUAUAUAUAAUGAGCUUACUGAAUUACUACAAGAAUAUUUAAAUGAAGAAAUCAGAGAAUCCUUCUGCACUCGUUUGAUGGCAUUGUGUGUGAACGCUGUUUUCUGGGCGAUUGUUUGUGGUUUUCUGGCAGUUUUGGUUGGCCACGUAUCUCAUGCUCGCCAGCAAAAUAGCAGUGAUUUAAGCUUGCUUAUAUACCCACUGAUAGUAACCCUGAUCAUGGUUAUCGUUCCUGUGGCAUUUGAAGGUCUCGUCAACAUAGAAGGUUACAAGUCACCUCGCCACAAACUCUAUGUCACCCUUGUCCGAACGAUUAUACUAGAGUUAACAAUACUGGGUGUUCUUAUUGGCUUUUGGUAUACACUAGAACAAAAUCCUGACAAUAAAUCAUCAGAGGCAGCAAAAGAAGUUUCAACAAAGAAGCUUGAUGAACCUCAGGUGUGGGUUUCUUUUGACACCAAACGUUGCUGGUCCACUUUGGUAAUGAAACCUUGGACCGCAGAUAAUACCACAGCUACACCUUCUUUAGGUAAUGGUAUUGUGGUAACAGGAGACUUUUUGAUUGUAAAAGAGAGCAUGGCAGCCAUCAGAGAGCCCUUACACUCACAAGGGGAGGAAUCACUUGAUGAAGAGAGACCUGGUUCACUGAAACAAGCUUCCACAAAUGAAACAAAAUUUGGUCCCAUUGAUUGGUUGACAGGUUCUGGUUGGUUUAAGGAUACAGAGCUCUACUAUGGGUCAUAUCUGAGUGGCAACUUCUCACUUGUGUCUGACCAGUCCUAUAAUGUUGCUGAGGCAUAUUUUUUUAUUGUCUCACUGUCUUUCAUCUUGUACUUAGUAAUGAUUUUACACAGGGUUAUAGUUUUAUAUAAGAACAACUACAUUGACACUGUUCAUGAUAUGGCUUCAACGUUUAUAAAGAAAGUCUUUUCGUCGUGGGAUUUCACCAUCACCGAGAAGAAGGCUGCUUCCAUCAAACAUCGCAGUAUAUAUAAUGAGCUUACUGAAUUACUACAAGAAUAUUUAAAUGAAGAAAUCAGAGAAUCCUUCUGCACUCGUUUGAUGGCAUUGUGUGUGAAGCUGGUUUUCUGGGCGAUUGUUUGUGGUUUUCUGGCAGUUUUGGGUUGGGCCACGUAUCUCAUGCUCGCCAGCAAAAUCAAUGAAGAUGUAGCCCAAACUACUGUGAGUAAAUAGGGUCUUGCUUAUAUACCCACGAUAGUAACCCUGAUCAUGGUUAUCGUUCCUGUGGCAUUUGAAGGUCUCGUCAACAUAGAAGGUUACAAGUCACCUCGCCACAAACUCUAUGUCACCCUUGUCCGAACGAUUAUACUAGAGUUAACAAUACUGGGUGUUCUUAUUGGCUUUUGGUAUACACUAGAACAAAAUCCUGACAAUAAAUCAUCAGAGGCAGCAAAAGAAGUUUCAACAAAGAAGCUUGAUGAACCUCAGGAAGACGACUGUUGGGAAACAUCUUUGGGAGAAGAAAUAUACCGCCUUUUGAUCAUGGACUUUCUCAUUGGUCUUUUGAUGAAUCUGGCAGUUGUCAUCUUUUCUAUUGCUACAAAGAAUAAGUCAUUAGGAAAAACGCAACAAUAUUUGCUUGAAUUCAACAUCAGCCGUAACACCCUGCAUCUCAUUUACAAUCAGACUCUUCUUUGGGCUGGUCUCUUUUUUUGCCCUCUAACACCACUUAUUGUGCUGCUGAAAAUGGGCAUCACAUUUUAUAUACAAAAGUUCAUCAUCUUGUCUUUCAUGAGAGCUGAUGAGAGACCAUGGAGAGCAGCUCAAACGGAGACAGUCUUUUUUGCACUCACAUUGGUGUCUCUCAUCCUUAACUUCUUGGCUUAUGGCUUCAUUCUGAUCAGAGGUUAUAGCUCAGUUGCUUGUGGCCCUUUCCAAGGCUACACACACUAUGUUGACUUUGUUUGGGCAUUGACAAAAAAUCAAGGAACCAUCCUUAGUGUAAUCAGCUGGAUCUUACAGCCAGGUGUUGUGGCUGGGAUACUUGGCCUUCUCGGGAUUUUGGUAUAUUGCGCCAAGAGUAUGGCUGAUGGGCGAGCUGAAAUGAUUCAGGUGUUGCGUCAGCAGGUAGAGCUGGAAGUUAAGGAUCGAGCCUUCUUGCUGCAGUUGACAGAGAGAGUACGAAGAGGAGAAUACAAGCCUAGCAGUCCAAAGUACAUGCAGUCAGACUCCUUACGUUCCCGCGGUUCGGGACAUCAUCCUCUCACACAACGAGGGUCUUUCAUCUUUUCAGACAGCAAAGUACAUCCAGCUGACGAAGUGAUGGGUCAAAGGUUCUUUGGAAAUGGUGGAGAUUUUGGUCAAGGACCUUCAAACUACUACUAGUUCAGUCAGUGAUCACGACUAAUAUUAGAUCUAGAGAGCAGCUACUUGGAACUUUUAGUUUCACAGACCCUGAUUCCUGCAGUAUCAAGCUUCCAUUAAUUACCAGAUUGGUGCUAUGGUAAAAAUCCAGUAUUUAUAGGCAUUUCUCUUAUUUUAUGUUAGAUUCUUUUUGUAUUCAAUAUGUACUUGAAGUUAUGGUUCAAUUAUCGGCUUUAAAUAAUGUUAAGAUACAAAGCUUUAAAAUCUUGUUUUUAUUGCAAAGGAUAAUAGUUGAUAUACAUAAGUUGUUGAAGCAAUAAAAGGUAAUUUAUGUUUUUGUUGUUGAACUGUGUAAUUGAAUAUAUCAAACUGCAAUAUCUUCAUUGUAGUACUCAUAAAUUCCUCAAGUGCUUUGCCAGCAAGUACCCAUAAAAUGACAAUUGGUAUUAUACCCACUUUAUACCAAGUAAAAUUUUAUAUAGGUGGAUUAAUCUUUGAGUAUACAUGCAUAUUACUUGGGGUUGUAUAGAUUUGCUUCCAUAGAAUAGCUAAUUCCUUACCUCCUAUGGGAAUACCCUUCCGUCCUCCAGGUU